AGCCCACGUGGGGCCGUCCGCGCACGCGCGGAGGGGGCGGGCCGGCAAGAGCCGCAGGGGCCGCCGGGAACAGUUGUCCUGAUACACGUAUGUGAGAGAUACCCAAGGAUACCUACUGUUGAAUGAAAUGCUGGAUUGAAAGGGAUUUCUCCACAUGGCUCCAGAAGAAGUGACCAUCACAGUCCGUCUCAUUCGUUCAUUUGAACACCGCAACUUCAGACCUGUUGUGUAUCAUGGGGUUAACUUGGACCAAACUGUAAAGGAAUUUAUAGUAUUCCUAAAGCAAGAUAUACCUUUAAGGACCAGCCUACCACCACCAUUCAGAAACUACAAAUACGAUAAACUGAAGAUUAUUCAUCAAGCACAUAAAUCAAAGACGAACGACCUUGUGGUGAGCCUGGAAGAUGAUGACAGACUCCUGCUGGAAGAAGCAAGCACUCUGAAAGCAGCCGGCAUUGCCAGUGAGACUGAAGUUGCAUUCUUCUGUGAAGAAGAUUAUAAGAACCACAAAGCUAAUCCCGUUUCAGCCUGGUGAAGACAUCUCGAGGACUCCUUUCCGCAAACCUGGAUUAAGCUCUUUAUUCCACCAGUGAGUUUUGGAAAUUGACGAAUCUGGAAACAAAAUUCAUGCCAGGCCCUACCAUGGGAGCUGAAGGCUGGUGAUUUCCCUGCCUCUCUCUCUCUCUCUCUUUCUGCAGAUCUCGUCCUUUGCUCUCCAUUUGCCCCUACUCCCCCUUCCAUAUUUCCUCUUAUAAUACAGUGUAUUAUAAGAAAGCAAUCUCAUUUCCUGAAAGUGAAAUAAAGUGGGAUUC
Messenger RNA from Ochotona princeps (American pika), 812 nucleotides. RefSeq names its product chromosome 5 C2orf76 homolog (gene C5H2orf76). The record is from RefSeq and is a predicted model, not a curated record. The transcript has 7 exons. NCBI's taxonomy places the organism in Eukaryota, Metazoa, Chordata, Mammalia, Lagomorpha, Ochotonidae. Bases 155 to 535 code for a protein of 126 amino acids.